AUGCGGUAUUUAACGAUAAAGAUACCAAAGACGCCGAAGGACUUUUUUUAUUCUUCUUCUUCUUCUUCGAUAGAGAAGAAGACGACGAAAACGACGAAAGAAGAAGAAGAAGAAGAAGACAAAGAAGAAGAGUUCGAGGAGAUUCCUCCAGAGGAGCUAGAGAAGGCGCGAAUUGGAUUAUACGUUCCGGAGAGGAAGAGAGAAACGAUGGCGUUUUUGUCGAGAGCGGCGAAGGAGAAGCGCUCUGCGAUAGAGAGGCAAGGCUUCGCGAAGGAGUUGGAAAAAGAAGAACAAAAAAUAGACGAAAAGUCGAUGCUCCUCGGGACGACAGAGUUGAGGAUGAAGACGAUCAAUAAUAAAGAGAUGUUCCCUGGGGAAGAUUUACCGGUAGAAAAGACGACGAGAGCGAUGGAGAAGAAACGCGAAGAGGUCUUCAGAGACUUGGAACUGCCGUAUCUUCCCGGGACGCAAACUGAAAACACGGUGCGAAACGUCCUCGAGACAGAAACCAGACGGUUUGAAAGAGAUUUGAGAAGAGAUGAGAACGGAGAGAACGAAGAGGACGACGACGAUGACGAUGAAGAACACGAUGGGAAGAAAAUUAGAAGACAGACGCACUUCUUUUCACGCGCGGAACGCGAACAGCUUUACGAGCUUCCGGCUGAGACGUUGGCUAAGCUGGACUGCGUCGAAAAUUUGUUACGUACGAUCCACGUGCAUCCGCCAACGCAGAGAGAGUUUGACUGUUUCGCAGGCGGAGCGGGGAUGCGAGAAAAAGGGACAAAGAGAGCAUUUUUGGAGUUACCAAUUCUCGUUGACGAACCAAAACGCACGUUUUUGGAACGCGUGUGGCCAGUAAGCGGUGAGGAGCGGAAAGCGAUCAAAGUUUCCCAAGACGUUCCCGAGAAAAGUAAGUUUUCUUUGCUUAGCGAGGAAGAGACGACGCGCGUGCCGCUUUUCAAACCUUCUAAGAUUAAAGAUAUCGAUGCUUACGUUGAGACUCGAAAAAUAGUCGCAAAGACGAGCACUUUACCUUCGUUCAUGUUGCCCGUCGAGGAGAACUAUCCGAUACGAUACAAUACUACAACGGUCACCGGAGACGUUAACGGGAACUCUGCGCCUCUUUCGCAUUCUCCAGAACGCCCGCUACUACCAGGCACAGCGACCGCUAAUAUUGGAUAUUUACACUCGCCUCCUCGCGCGGAUCAGCAACAACAACAACAAAAGCAAAUGAUCUCUCCUAGAUUUCUUGCCUUAAACUUUCCAGAAGGCGAAGAGAUGGUACAAGAUUCCGUCGAUUUCCACAAAUCGAAGAAAACGACGAUGACGACGACGGCGACGGCGACGAUAACCAAGGGAUUUUCGCCAAAUGGUAGCGGUGGUAAGAAUGUUGGUAGUGCUUCACGCCCAAAAACUCCCGGUACUGGCAUAAAGCAGCAUCUUCAGACGAAGCUGAACUUUGCUUCUCCGCAAGCGGCAACGCAAAAGAGAGAGAACGAAAAGCAGCCAGAAAUAGAAUUUUUCUCCUUUCGUGUUCCGGAACAGCCGCAUGGCUUUGCGAUCGAAGAAAUUGCACGUGAGUACAACACUAUUCGCGAAAGAAUACCAGUCCAUUUCGGUAGUGCCAUCCCGACGUUUGAUGUGAGAAUCGACUACGAUUUAUAUGUAUCGAGGAUGGAAGAGGCUGAAGAACGCGAGCGUCAAGCAGGCCAUAUCGACACCGCUGCGAAUUGGAGACGCUUGAAGGAUUUACUGACCGUGGCAUAUUUGUUAGAGUCUUACGGCGUUACUGUUGCGAAUUUGCAGCUGCGAUACACGAACAACUACGCGCACACGUCUUCAGGUACGAAUAAUAACACCAUCUUUGUCCGAACGAAAUCCAAGGCUGAGGACGCUUUAGAAGCUGCCGUUUCCAGCGUUCAACGAGGUGAGUCGCUCGAUAGCCCGAAACUUGGCGGUUUACGACCACUUGUUAAAGAAUGUAGAACGGAUGGUUCCGGUCGCACAAAGAUGCUCAUAAUUGUUCCUGAACCUAAACCAAUCGGACCAAUUGUGAAAUACGUCCAUUUUGUUGGCGGUCGAGUCAAUUGCCUCCCGUCUCAAAAGUAUCUCCACGAUGGACGAUCAGAACAAGAAGAAAAGUUAUUCGCAGAAGAGGUGCGUAAAAUUGUAUCCAAAAACAAUCUUGAUGCCUUGAUUAUCUUGGAGCAGCAUUUUGAGCGAGCAAGUUUUCCCGUUUCGGAUUUUGCCAUCGUCGUAUUUUACGCUCCAAGCCGAAACACUGAGAGUAUCGUCCAGAGUGCGAUAAAUGCGAGACGCUUCCGCGGGAUCGAGAGAAACGGUGCGAUAAAAAUCUUUACAACCGAUCUGGUACCAGUUCCGCGUAGUAGUCAACGAGACCGAACCUUGCGCACAAACAACGAGCUCAAGCUGCCGCAGCCUGAUUUUGAUUGGGAAGAGGACGAAAAAUACGUUGGAGAAUACAUGGAUGACGAUAUCUUAGGAUUCGACGAUAUCAUCCCGAUUGAUAACCCUACCGCUGAUGUUUCAGAACACGCGAAGUCGCAUCAUAGUGUGACCCAAACGAGACUUGUUGUCCUUCGAGACAAACAAUCUUCGAGCAUGAUUGAUCGAAUUGAACGGAAAGUUCAACAAUCAAGCCUCGCUCGCGUUAUUCGUCGAAGACUUUUCGAUCGUAUCGUCGACCCGAACGUAAAAGAGAUCUACGCCAAAGUAAUCUCUUUAAUCGCGUCGAACGAUGGAGUGAAGGCUAUUUGUUUGUUUCGAAUGCGCGACACUCGCGAGAUACAGAGCGGAGACUUACAAGAAGUUUUCUUCUUGGCGACUCGUUGCGCAAAAGUUCUUUCGAGAUCCUUCUAUUGGACGGAGUUUAUUUUUGAAAUAGAUCCGGAAUAUUUAGAAGCGAGAGAAGCUGAGAGUUUUGUUUCGGAACUGCACCGUCAGGUGCAGGUAUCAAAAAAUGAAAUAGAUAUCGACGUGACAUUCUGUUCGGAACGUAAUAUUGUCGAUACUGUCUUCAAGGCGAUAACGUUUGAAGCUGCUACCACUGGUCCCGGUUACGAAGACAAGAUCCAAUCAAACGAUGACUCUUUUCCGUACCUUGCGGAGAAAGACUUCGCGCUUUUACCUGGCGAAUCUUCUAGCGUGUGGGAAAUCGCUUUGAGUGACUUGUUUCCUUACGUCAAUGCUAUCACGAUUUUAGUUUUGAUUGAGCACGGUUUGGAGGUUGACAAAGUGGUCAAGGACAGAAAGCUUACGAGAGAAGACUAUGAAACCUGCCAGCGUUUGUGCGGAUGCCCGAUGAAAGCAUUCGAAAGUCUCGAGGAAGGCGAAGAAGACAGAGAUGGUGCGAUGCUGGGCGUGUAUGAGAAUGACUUGUUCGAUGCGGAGAAAAAUAUGCGUUCGCCGUUGCAAUCUCCGAUGCACUCAAAAUCUCCACAACAACAACAACAACAACAACAACAACAACAACAGUUCUCGAAUCGAGACAUGCACUUUGUGCCGCCAUCACGACCUCAUUCUCAUCCUCUCCCUCCUCGCUUUGACAAAACGCUUGGAAUUGGAACAUUCAUGGGAUCACCUUCAUCGCCUUCGCCCUUAAAAACAAACGCGCGCGGCGGCGGUGACACCGAAGCGUAUUAUCACAUCGAUCGAGACGACAACGACGACGGGCCUAAAAAUACGACGUUAUCGAAGCACCAACAAGGUCGCGAAGCCGUCCUCCGAAUGAUGUCCAAGCAGAAAAAAAGAGCCACGAAUGCAUCGCGUUCCAUCGCUUCGCCGUCGAAGAUAGCAUCAACGGCUCCACCAAAAGGCGAAUUUUUCGCCUUUCACGAACACUUUCGACCAGAGGCGUACCUCUCUAACGACGCCAACAGUCGUCGGUACGGGAGAAACAAAAAGAAGAAAGAGCCAAGAACGCGAACGACGACUGGUGGUGGUGAUGGAGGUUUUCCCGGCAAUUUCCAUCGAAACGCGGAAGAUAUCCACGAUGAGUUUCCAUUACAAGAGAGACACACACAAUUAUAUCUAACAACAAUUGUUAUUCAUAUUCUAACAAAGAGACGCACAUCACGCAUGAUAUUCACAUCAUCAACCACGAGUUACUUCGCGGCGCUCGUUCCUUUUAAGCGUUCCUCGAACAUCACGCAUCAUCGACUUCCGCGAAGAAGCAAAGCGUUGACAUCGCAAACAACAACAAAAAGUGUUCUGUCCGAACAUCCAGAAGCAGCCGAAAAACAAACGAAAAGCAAAACGCUGUUGGAUAACGUCCGCUUCGUCUUAUGUUCCCCACAAGGCCCUCAAAACAUCGGCGCCGUCGCUCGCGUGUGCCAGAAUUUCGGUCUCACGAAGAAUUUUGCCAUCGUGAAUCCAGACCCGCAAGCGUUGGACACGUGCGAUACGCACGACAUGGGUGGUGAACAGAAGCACGAUAUCGGCGUCGAGUGCGUGUUGAAAGAAGAGGCGAAGAAAUUUGCGGUACACGCGAGUUGGAUGAUUGAAGAGGCGGAAAAGAAUAUCACGCACAUGCCGCAUGGAUUAGAAGACGCUUUGAAAGAUUGCACAUUUGUCGUCGCGACGACGGCGAGGAGCCGAGAGAACAUACCUUUUCUCACGCCGAAAGAACUGAAAGAGGUCAUAAGGAAAGAGGCAGAGAGAGGGAAAGUGGCGGUGCUGUUCGGAAACGAAGCGCGGGGAUUAUCAAACGAAGAAAUAAAGUAUGCGAACGUCUGCGUGUCUAUUCCAACCGCUGGACACCCAGAAGAGAUGACAAAGAAAUUUCGUUACACCGGAGGAGCCGAGCCUAGAGGGAAUGGUGGUAAAGUUGACGCGACGCCAGUCUCGCUGAACCUCUCCCACGCGGCUGGAAUUUUGGCGUACGAGAUACACGACGCGCUUGCAAAUGUCAACGCGGACGUUGGCUUCACGUCACAUUUAUUAAACGUAGAGGAAAGAAAACGAUUGGCGGACGAAUUAUCACUCGCUCGAAGAAGCGUGGAUAUCUUUGCGCCGAGUAAAAACGUAUCAAACGGCGAAGAAAACGACGAAGAGGAAUGUAUGCUCGAUGAACAAGAGUGUUUGUUGCACGAAAAAGAAUCCAAAGCGAUUCAAUCGGUAUUAAACGCCGGCGCAAUCGCGUCGAAAAACGCCACUCCUUUAUUCUUUCUCUCGCGCCGGUUAAAAAUUUUAGGUGAUCUUCGCGCGCUCGACGAUAUCGUCAAAGAUUUCUUAAACACAAAAGCGGCUGCGCCGCAACUCGGCAGCGAAAAAGGCAUCAGCGAUGCCAUUCGAGACGGUUUGGGUAUUUCCUUGACGAACGCGGAAACGAAGAGAGUGUUCAAAUACGUGUGCUCGAAAGAGUUUUCGCGCAAUCACCAGGGGGGGCCUCCUGUGAAUUUUUAA
Messenger RNA from Bathycoccus prasinos, 5424 nucleotides. RefSeq lists its product with no specific name. Gene Ontology annotation, cellular component: cytosol. Gene Ontology annotation, biological process: tRNA nucleoside ribose methylation. Bases 1 to 5424 code for a protein of 1807 amino acids. The record is from RefSeq and is a predicted model, not a curated record. The transcript has 2 exons. Lineage: Eukaryota; Viridiplantae; Chlorophyta; Mamiellophyceae; Mamiellales; Bathycoccaceae. Gene Ontology annotation, molecular function: RNA binding.